AUGCAAGUGGAGACAGUGGAUGUUUCAACACAAGAAAGUAACAAGAAGAAAAAUGCUCUCUCAGUGCUAGCUCUCAAAACAGCAGCUCUCUUGAACUGGAACUUAGAAAUCUUUGAGCAAAAAUGCCACUGCAUAUGCAAGAAUGCACUCCUUAUUGCACUUCUUCAUGAAACUCUGGAGGAGCUGAGCAGUCCAACAACACACGGGACCUUGGACACUGGACCCUUGCUGCCUUACCAACUGUUCAAGUGUUGCUUUGUAUCAUCGCUGGCUCUUAGAGCACUUGUCCAGGCUAUGUUGCCAGCCAAGCCUUUCAAGGUCUCCAAUGUUCCAAUUCCAGGACAGCAGGAUCCGACCCAUGAGUCUCAUGAAGUUCAAGAGGGUAUAUUAAGUGUGCUGGAGAGAGGAGGAGAUGUGUCAGUCAGGAUCCUUGAGCAGUUGCUUGGAGCAGGAGAGGUUCGUGCACCGGUGUUAUCUACCUUCACAGUGCACACCCACCAUACUACCACCAUAACUCACUCCUGGGAACGCUGCAAGUCUGUAGCUGACGAACAGUUUAAAUGUCAGGUUGGUUUUAAUGUAGGUUGCUAUCACUUCCUCCCAGGAGAGAAUAUGAAGAUGCAUAAUUCACACUUUUCUGAAGCUUGCAAACUGUUGCCUGAAUUGGGAUCCCACGCAGAAUAUUGCCAAAUGAAUGAGAGCAAGCUUAGGGGAUACUACAAGAGUUGUGCAUCUCUCUGCAGCCAGUCAACACCUUUAGAGCAGAGGUCACUCUAUGACAGGUUCUUGUACUCUCUGGGCAAUGAAUAUCAGGUGAAGACACUCAACACUGUUCGAAAUGUAAUAGAAGGAGACUUGUGGAACAGCAAUUUUCCUGUUGGCUUGGCUCAAGGUGGCAAGCCAGGAGUACAGUUUCUGGUUCAGGUUCUGGCUGCUAAGUUUUCAAAACUUACUAACUCCCAUAAAGAAAGGAUACGCUUGUUCUUGAUGACACUUAACCUAACCUCAAACAUUAAAGAAGUGCUCAUCCCAGCUAUCAAAAUGUGUCCUCCUCUCAAAGCUCUUUUCUCACAAGAGGAGCUGCUGGCAAUGUGGCCACAACAUGAAGAAACACGACAAUGUGCAGCUAAGACAUCCAAUGCUGCUUUUACAGGUAUAGUGGAUAGUGAUUCAGAAAUGGAGCUCUACGGAAAUGAGACAAAGUAUCUUAAGAUACCUUACAUCUUUGAUGUUUUGGGAGUUUACCUACAUCCAAAGCCUCCUGGGCCAGAUUUGUCUAGUGCUUGCCUGAUCAACCAGGCUGUUGCUGCUAGUGGCCAAAAGUGUGAGGGAAAACUCCAAGAACAACACUGA
This is a messenger RNA of Cherax quadricarinatus, 1353 nucleotides long. Lineage: Eukaryota; Metazoa; Arthropoda; Malacostraca; Decapoda; Parastacidae. The record is from RefSeq and is a predicted model, not a curated record.